UCUGCCGUGUUCUCUCUCUCUCUCUCUCUCUCGUCAAGAUAGCUUGAAACAAAGCCCACCAGUAACUUUUAUCUCAAAAUUUCCUUUUCCAUCUCUCUCUAGUCUCUCUCAUCUCAUCUUUUUUCCCCCAAAAAACUCAGCUCUUUCUCUCUCUAUAUAUAAACCUAUGCAAUUAACUCCCUCGGCGUUUCUGAAGCAUCUCUGAGAUCUACUGCCCGCACUAAAUACAUGGAUUGAAUGAGAUUUCCCACCAACAAAGCCCAGAAGGUGAAUUACCCAAACCAAGAGAAGCAGAAGAAGAAGAGAAUUUUGAAACCCUACCUUUUUCUUUCUUUCUUUUAAUUAAAGUUUCAGCAGCGUUAUCAAUCAUAUGUCUCGAAAUCCGUGCUAAUGGAGCUUGGUUUUUACUUCUCUCUCUUCUUCCUCAUCUUCAGGUCAUAGUGGGCAUUGGAGGAAGUGGCCUGUGUAUCGGGGUCUGUUCUGUUGGUGAAACCAGAACAUUCUUUCUUGAUCAGGAGUCGUAUAUGUAACAGAUCAAAGUUUUGCUUUUCUGGGUUGAGUUCUCUUAUCUUUCUUCGGAUGGUCACUAAAUUAUUUGGGUAUCAAUAUCACUCUGGAGUGGCGUUCAAGUGGAUUUUGUUGUAAGAAUGCAAGGAAAAUAACCACAGCUACAGUUCGAAGAUUUCUAUGCUAUUAGGACUGCUGGAAUUGAUGACAAAAAGGUGCUGGAAUGAUAUUAUUGAACCAAUCAUGGGAUGUACAUGUUAUAUUUGCAAAAUAUGAUGGAACGGGGGUGAUUUACAAUGCAUGAAACUUUUUUAUAAUAGAAGUUGUUACUUUCUAGUAGAAGUGUGGGGAACAUUGUAACCGUAGGAAACAUGGACGGUUGUGAUGUAAAUUAUUUAUCUUGGUACUUAUCAGGAAGUCUUUAGUUUCCUGGACUUGUUAACCAAGCUUUAAUACUGCUCUGUCAGACCAUAUUGUGGGAAAUCCCAACUUAUACUAUGGAAUCUAUGACAUUGCAUACGAAUCAUCUGUCGGGUGCUGUUCAUCGGUUUAUACCUUUUAUUGCACCUGCGCUUCUGGUUUCAAUUAGUUAUGUUGACCCUGGAAAGUGGGCUGCAACUGUUGAAGGAGGUGCUCGAUUUGGGUUUGAUCUGUUUGUGUUGGUGCUUCUUUUCAAUUUUGCUGCUAUUUUGUGCCAGUAUCUCUCAGCUAGCAUUGGUGUGGUCACUGGAAGAGGUCUUGCCCAGAUCUGCAGCGAGGAGUAUGACAAGUGUACAUGCAUCUUCCUGGGAAUUCAAGCAGAGGUUUCCGUGAUUCUGUUGGACCUUACCAUGAUCCUGGGCAUUUCGCAUGGACUUAAUCUUCUGCUUGGGUGGGACCUCUUCACUUGUGUCCUAUUGACGGGUGUCGGUGCUGCCUUAUUUCCCCUUUUUUCUGACCUUCUGGAAGAUGGCAGGGCAAAGUUCCUAUAUAUAUGCAUGGCAGGAUGUAUAUUGCUCUCUUUGGUUCUUGGAGUACUCAUCAGUCAACCUGAAAUCCCACUUUCCAUGAAUCUCAUGCUGACAAGGUUAAAUGGAGAGAGUGCAUUUACUCUUAUGAGUCUUCUUGGAGCAAGUGUCAUGCCUCACAAUUUUUAUGUGCAUUCUUCUAUUGUGCAGCAGCACCAGAGUCCGCCAAACAUUUCCAAAGAAGUUUUAUGUAAUAAUCAUUUGUUUGCUAUCUUCUGCACAUUCAGUGGAAUUUAUGUGGUGAAUAAUGUUCUCAUGAACUCAGCUGCAAAUGUAUUCUAUAGCAGUGGCCUUGCUUUGCACACCUUCCCAGAUGCAUUGUCUCUAAUGGAGCAGGUAUUUAGGAGCCCAGUGGUAUAUGUUCUCUUCUUACUUGUUCUGUUUCUAUCAAAUCAAAUCACAGCACUCACAUGGAGUCUUGGUGGUCAACUGGUCCUGACUAAUUUCUUGAAAUUAGAUAUUCCUGGUUGGCUCCAUUGUGCUACAAUUAGGAUUGUUGCCAUUAUUCCAGCACUCUAUUGUGUCUGGAGUUCAGGAGCUGAAGGGAUGUAUCAACUUCUUAUAUUUUCUCAGGUUAUGGUAGCUCUUUUGCUUCCAUCUUCUUUGAUUCCCCUCUAUCGUGUUGCUUCAUCAAGACCAAUAAUGGGUGCCUUCAAAAUAUCGCAGCUUGUGGAGUUCAUAGCACUUGUUAUCUUUAUUGGAAUAUUAGGUUUGAAAAUUGUAUUUGUUGUAGAGAUGAUAUUUGGUAACAGUGAUUGGGUAGUUAAUUUGAGCUGGAACAUGGGGAGUGGGAUGUCAAUCCCAUAUGUGGUUCUCCUUAGUACUGCUUGUUCAUCAUUCUGUCUGAUGCUAUGGUUGGCAGCUACCCCAUUAAAAUCUGCCACUGCUAUUGCCCAAUUAGAUGCUCGAGUAUCGAACUGGGAUAUGCCAGAAACUUUACCUGAUUCAGCUGCAGAGAGAGAGGAUAUUGAUUUGGGGAAAAGUUCAUACACCACAGAGCCUAUAGAAAGUCAUUCAGACUUGUCUACUGCAGAAUUUGAUUUUAAUUUGCCAGAAAACAUUAUGGAGCCUGAUCCGGUGCUUGGUUCAGUUGCUCAAGGUGAGGAUCGAUCUAGUGGUGUAGUUCCUAGCUUCCCGAAGUUAGUUUCAGAGGAACUCAUAUCCACUGAGGAAUUAGUCUCAUCCUCAACUGUGGCUCAUGAUGUUCCUGAUUCAACAUUGGCAGACAAAAAGAUCUUAAAAAUUGAUUCAGUGGAGCCCAUUGAAAAAACUGUUGGACUGGAUGCUGACUUGCGAUCUGAGAAGGAUGAUUAUGAGAUCGAUAAUUGGGAGGCUGAAGAGUCAUUGAAAGAGAUUUCUGGGAGUAUGCCAUCAUCAACAUCUGAGGGUCCUGGAUCUUUUAGAAGUCUUGGUGGAGAAGGUGGGAAUGGUACUGGUAGUCUUUCAAGGUUAGCUGGACUCGGACGUGCUGCAAGGCGCCAACUAACUGGAAUUCUUGAUGACUUUUGGGGACAAUUGUAUGAUUUAUUUGGACAGGCGACUCAAGAUGCAAAGAUUAAGAAACUAGAUUUAUUGCUGGGAAUUGAUUCAAAACUUGUAACUUCCUCUCUGAAAUUGGAUGCUACUGGAAAAGACUUCCCUGGAUACAUAUCUGUUGGAAGCAAAGCAUCUGAUCAAAUUUCUUCAAAUAAUUUAUAUGACUCCACCAAGAGUCAGAGGGUACAAGGUUUAGAGUCAUCCUACGGAGUACAAAAAGGACAUCCAUCAUUAUUGUGGCCUAACCACAUGCAGUUUUGGGAUGCAUGUUAUCCUAAUUCUAGCCCUAAUCCUAUUGACUCUGGAGAGAGGCGCUAUUCUAGUGUGCGCAGUUUGCCUUCUUCUGAGAGUUGGGAUUAUCAGCCUGCCACAGUCCAUGGUUAUCAGAUUACAUCUUAUCUUAGUAGAAUGGCCAAGGACAGAAGUUCUGAUAACUUGAAUAGUCAGUUGGAUCCAUCAGGCUUUAAAUAUCCGUCCUUGGGUGGUGGUGGUGCAAGCUUGAGAGACUCACUUGCAUUUAAAAUGGGGCAAAAGUUUCAAAGUGGCUUGGGUACUUGUCAGGCCCCUUCCCCUGGAUUGCAUAACUUGCCUGUAUCCAGGAGUCCUGCUUCCCAAUCUGACAGGCCAUAUUAUGAUCUUUCCCCCUCUGGAACUGCUGAGAAUUUAUUGACUGUAUCUAAUACAAAGAAAUACCAUAGCUUGCCUGAUAUUCAUCGGGAUCAGCAUGUAUCAGAUAAGAGUUCUCAGUGGGAUGGUGUGACUGGUUAUGGAUCAUCUAUUGGUAGAACAACAGCUCGUGGACUGUCGUUCUCAAAUUCUGGAUCAAGAAUAGUUGCUCCUUCAGCAUUUGAUGAGCUUUCUCCAUCAAAAGUGUACGGUGGUGCUUUAUCACCACAAAUGAAUUCUCAUCUGGAUUCUGGAUCCCUCUGGUUUAAACAGCCUUCUGAACAAUUUGGCUUGGAUAAAAAUAGCAAUCCUGAGAGUAAAGGAAUUGGGAGGGUUCAUUCAAUUAGUCAAGAAGCCUCUUUUGUUGUGAAUUCAGAGGCCAGGCUUCUCCAGUCUUUCAGAGACUGCAUUGUCAAACUUUUGAAAUUAGAAGGAUCAGACUGGUUGUUUGGGCAAAGUGAUGGUGCUGACGAGGAACUAAUUGAUUGUGUAGCUGCCAGAGAGAAAUUUAUUUGUGAAGCUGAAGCGAGGGAGAUGAGUCGGGUGGUUCGCAUGAAAGAAUCUCCUUCAUUUUCUCCUGAUAAUAGGAGAUUGGGUUCUGGAAUGAAGAAUGAUACAAACUUUACAAAUGUUUCUAUAUCCUCAGUACCUCAUUGUGGGGAAGGCUGUAUUUGGAGAUCAGAUUUGAUUGUAAGUUUUGGUGUAUGGUGCAUUCACAGAAUCCUGGAUCUCUCACUUAUGGAAAGUCGGCCAGAACUAUGGGGAAAAUACACUUAUGUACUCAAUCGUCUUCAGGGUAUUAUUGAUCCUGCAUUUUCGAAGCCCCGUAUACCAAUGCCGCCGUGCUUCUGCCUUCAAAUUCCUCAAGCAUUCCAGCAGAGGUCAAGCCCACAAAUUGCAAAUGGAAUGUUGCCUCCUGCUGCAAAACCAGGCAAGGGAAAAUGUACCACUGCCGCAAUGCUUCUGGAUAUGGUCAAGGAUGUAGAGAUUGCAAUCUCCUGCCGAAAGGGCCGAACUGGUACAGCAGCAGGCGAUGUAGCUUUCCCAAAGGGGAAGGAGAACUUGGCGUCGGUCCUCAAGCGCUACAAGCGACGGUUAUCCAAUAAGCCUGUUGCCACUCACGAAGUAUCAUCUGUUUCACGCAAGCUUCCAGCAACAUCCGUUCCUUAUAGCUCAUAGUAUUUACCCAAACAUGGUGAUCAGAUCACCCAGCUGUUUAAUUUUGGAAAGCAGCUCAUGGUCGGAACGAGAUGCCCCCCAUCCUGGUCUUUCGCACUUUCUCCCUUUUUCUCUCUCUGAAAACAUGUAUCAAAGCCCUUGCUGCGAAUUUUCUUCCCACAUGUUAAAAUAUGGAUAGGAUGUGACUCACCGGACUUUUAGUUGCAGCAAAACUCAAGGAAACUGGUGCAAACAAGUCACAUGGAAAGUUGAUUGUUAUAAUGGUUGCACCAGUUAGUUACUUGUGUCCAAGUAAAUUGCUGGAGAGAUCACAAGGUGACUUGAAAAGCUCAAAAAAAUGUUAGUAUAUAGCAGACAGAGCUAAUGUUGCUGUAUAUAUUGUCUCUGCAAAACUUUCUGAACAUUUCAAAAUCUCUUUCCACAUAAGGUAUUCUAGUCUGGCUGUUUGUUAGAUGAUGGGGCUACUUUCUUCUAUUGCCUGCCCGCCUUGACGGGUCAUAAGACAACUAGAUCCUCUCGGGUUAUCGAGUGUGUUUUUGUCGAUUCAGAUCAUCUGAAUUGGUUUAUAUCUAGAUGUUCUUCUGGGUUCA
Momordica charantia (bitter melon) is the source of this 5485-nucleotide messenger RNA. It is a transcript of the gene EIN2, whose product is annotated as NRAMP metal ion transporter family protein. Gene Ontology annotation, biological process: iron ion transmembrane transport; manganese ion transport; ethylene-activated signaling pathway. The record is from RefSeq and is a predicted model, not a curated record. Gene Ontology annotation, cellular component: plasma membrane. Gene Ontology annotation, molecular function: cadmium ion transmembrane transporter activity; manganese ion transmembrane transporter activity. NCBI's taxonomy places the organism in Eukaryota, Viridiplantae, Streptophyta, Magnoliopsida, Cucurbitales, Cucurbitaceae.